AGGGGCAUGAUACGGCGGUAAUCGGCAGUCUACGUUAUGGGCGCCCAGCAGACCAAGGACAGGGUGAUCCCUAUCGGGUCCACCGUACGGCAGACGCGCAAGCAGCCCAGGAACUUGAAGGACACGCGCGUCAUAGGCUCUAACAUAUUCACCGAGCACAGCGAGGCACUUUUGCAAAGUAGACCUCUACCUCACAUUCCAGCAUUGCCAGAAGGUGAUCCCCCAAGUGGUUCUAGUGUUCAAUCAAUUUCACAGCAAGCUAACGUUCAACAGCACUCUGGUGUAUCCGCUAGUGGACUCCUUGAAGCAGCAAAUAGAUGGACUAGCAAGGAAAAUCUCUUAGCACAGGAGGAAGAUGAUCCUCAAUUAUUUGUUGCCUUGUAUGAUUUUCAAGCUGGUGGGGAGAAUCAACUUAGUUUGAAAAAGGGUGAACAAGUACGUAUCCUAAGUUACAAUAAAAGUGGAGAGUGGUGUGAGGCCCAUUCAAGUUCUGGGCAAGUUGGAUGGGUACCGUCGAAUUACGUAACACCUGUGAACUCUUUAGAGAAACACUCGUGGUACCAUGGGAGGAUAUCUAGGAAUGCCGCGGAGUAUCUGCUGAGUUCGGGAAUAAACGGUAGCUUUCUGGUACGUGAAUCAGAAAGCAGUCCCGGACAACGUAGCAUCUCCUUGAGAUACGAGGGUCGAGUGUAUCACUAUAGGAUCAACGAAGAUAGCGAAGGCAAAAUGUUUGUCACGACAGAGAGCAAGUUCAACACGUUGGCUGAAUUAGUGCAUCAUCAUUCAAUGCUUGCCGACGGCCUUAUAACGCAACUGCUAUAUCCCGCACCAAAGCAUAAUAAGCCUACCGUCUUCCCAUUGAGUCCAGAGCCAGACGAAUGGGAGAUCAAUAGAACGGACAUAGUAAUGAGGCAUAAAUUAGGAGGUGGCCAAUACGGCGACGUGUACGAAGCGGUCUGGAAGAGGUAUAACAUGACCGUGGCAGUUAAAACGCUUAAGGAGGACACGAUGGCGCUGAAAGAUUUUUUGGAGGAAGCUGCCAUCAUGAAGGAGAUGAAACACAGGAAUUUGGUACAAUUAUUAGGUGUCUGUACGCGUGAGCCGCCAUUCUACAUCAUCACGGAGUUUAUGAGUAAGGGAAAUCUUCUGGAUUACUUGCGGAACGAGAGUAAGCUUCAGAUCAACGCCGUAGUAUUGAUGCAUAUGGCCACGCAAAUCGCAAGUGGUAUGAGUUAUUUAGAGAGUAGAAAUUUUAUUCAUCGCGAUCUAGCGGCCAGAAAUUGUCUGGUUGGAGAAAAUCAUCUUGUCAAGGUCGCGGAUUUCGGUCUAGCUCGUCUUAUGAGAGACGACACGUAUACAGCUCACGCCGGAGCAAAAUUUCCCAUAAAAUGGACUGCACCGGAAGGUCUAGCAUACAAUAAAUUCUCUACAAAGUCUGAUGUGUGGGCAUUUGGUAUCUUGCUAUGGGAAAUUGCCACUUACGGGAUGUCUCCUUAUCCCGGUGUCGAUCUAACGGAUGUUUAUCACAUGCUGGAAAAGGGCUAUCGAAUGGAGUGUCCUCCCGGUUGCCCAUCAAAAGUCUAUGAGCUAAUGCGUCAGUGUUGGCAGUGGUCAGCGGCAGAUCGCCCAACUUUUAAGGAAAUACAUCACUCAUUAGAAAAUAUGUUUCAAGAAUCAAGUAUUACUGAGGAGGUAGAGAAGCAGCUUCAUGGUGGAGGGGAAAUUCCAUUGCUAACAUAUAAAAAGUCGCAGACUGGAAGUACAGGAAAUAUACAUGGACUCGUUCUUGUGUCUGAGCAAUUAUCUUCUUCCGGUAUUACGCAAGAAGGAGCCAGUUCAGUCCAAACCAAGCUGAGUACUUUUAUGGGUGGUUUGUCGAGUAGGAGUAAUAGUAAUAUGGUUCAAAUGCGAAGAUCUACCAAUAAAAAAGGAAAACAGGCGCCAGCACCUCCCAAGCGAACUAGCUUGUUAUCAUCAUGCAGUUCUUUUCGAGAUUCCGCCUAUCAAGAACAAGACCAACACAAUGUUGAAGUUAGCACUAUGACACUUGACGAUGGCACAGAUCUAAAUGGUAUUGAUAAGAUUUUUGAAGGUAUCACACGUGAUCUCGUGACAAUGGCUACACAGUCAAUUACUACAGGAGGUUGCGAUAUGGACGACGACGGAGAUGGGUCGCAGGGGACGGCAGAACAUAACUUUGUUCCUCAACCGUCAACCUCACCGGAACCAGUAUCCAACUUACCGUGCAAUCAGAAACAAAUUAAAUCUCGACCUUAUACAUCUAAGGAGGUACUGCCUCAGAAGCUGGUACACGUGGGUGCGCUGGAGGUGCAAAAUGUUAAAAGGGCCAUCAAUCGUUACGGUACUCUGCCGAAAGGAGCCAGAAUCGGGGCAUAUCUGGAAUCCUUACGACAGAGCGGUAUGCCACCGAAUCAGGAGAACGUCGCUACGUCCUCUGUGUCCAACGCAGUCAUAGAACAACAGCAGCAACAAGACAUCAUCACUGCGAGUGCCGUCGAUGUGAUUCCGCAGCAUCGUUCCCUUUCACCUCGUCAAAAUAAUCUGCGUAGUCAGCCGCAGAUGACGCGCAGCAAUUCUUCAAGUGGAGUGGUGAAUACUUAUCAGCCACCGAAUUCACCGCGCAGCCGUGGUAUUCGGAAGACCAAUACGGAAGGGAUCGGCCUGCGGACUUUCCGCACACCGAACAAUUCCAGCUUUCGCACCGCCAGUCCGUCGAGAUUGAUUCAACCGACUCUGGCCGAUUUGGAGUUCCCGCCGCCACCUGUGGAUUUACCGCCUCCGCCAGAUGAAGCCUUCGGUGAUCACUGCGACCUGCCACCACCUGUGGUGACAGCGUCAUCUUCCGAAACUUCUUCUCAUACGAAAAUUGUGAGCUCACCGGUUGGUCUGAGGAAGAUAAAAGCGGAAUGGCGAAGCAAAGACGAGAUCAGAGAUCACGAUCAGGAUGAUAGGAAUAAUGACGUGAGGAAUGCGGAACCGUCGGUGAAGGAGGCUAGCUCGCGAUUCGGCGUGAAUCUGCGACGCCGGGAAACCAUUACUAGCGACGCGCACUGCAGCGGCGGCGGCGUUGGCGUUGGUAAAUCCGUGGACGAGAAGAAAUUAGUUUACAGGCCAAAGGAGACGAUGACGAUCAGUGGCGCGAUUAAAGCUGAAUCGUUGUCGGAAAUGACGGUCGCGGCACCCGAGAAAGUGCCACCGCCACCUCCACCGCCGCCACCGCCUAUCGACAGUGCUGCAAGUAGUACCACCGACACCUUCGAGUCCAAACCCGGCAUGAAGGAAAUGUUGGAGCUCAAGCUGAUCAACGAGAUCAAGCAGAGCGCGGACAUGAAGCACGGUGGUACCGGUGGCUCCGCGAAGAAGAUCGGUAGUAGUGUCGCUAGUAAUAAUACGCCGUUGUCGGCGCCACCGCUUGAUCCGGCGUCGCAGCUCCUAUCCGAGUUGUGCGCCAGCUUCAGCAUGGAUUCCGCCAAUAAGCAGCAGCAUAUCGUUCCGAGCGAGUACGCGAUCUCGGUGUUAAAGAGCAACGACAUGUCCGGUGUUCAUGAACAUUUUCACACGAGUAGUGCGCAUCCCGAGAGGAGUUACAAGGAGAUCCCGCCGAUGACCUCACCGAUUACGGAGGGCCACGUACUGAGUGCCACUAGCGUAGGUUUCAAAUUGAAGAAGGUAGACAAGAGAAAUAAUCCGCAGAGGGAGGAGAAUCCGGACAGUCAGAUAAUCGAUUUCAAGGCCCGAUUGCGGAAGGUGGACAACGUCGACAAGGAGAGAGGAACGGACAACGAGAGGAGUAAGUCAUCGUCGCGUUUUGACGACAGUGCGCAAGGAAGUAACGUCGCGGAUUCGGCGGAUUCGUCAUCCGGCGUGGACGACGCGAGCGAUGACAAGCGUCGCAGCACCGGCAGUAUUAGUAGCCUAAAGAAAUUGUGGGAGAACAAAGAGGCUUCUUGUGAUAACCAACCACUUAGUCCUAAAUUAAAUGUGAAAGGGGCAAGUAGUAGCAAGCAGGACGUCGGCGACGUUGCGACGAGUGAAGACUCGCCGGAAGAUCACAGCGGUGCCUCGACCAGGAGUUCGACCAGUAAAGGCGAUCCGCGAGUAUGGCCUCCGAUUUCAUCGUCCUCGUCGGUAACUUUGGAGAUGGAAAAGCCAAUAGUGCCAGCCAAGCCAUUGAAACCGCUCGGGCCCUCCAGCAAACACUUCGGUUCCUCGAUAUAUGCCACACCGAACUGCAACAAGUCACAGAGCGAUGACGAUGGUGGCGGCAAGCAGACAGGCGAAUCGACGAAAGGCGCAAAACACAGUGUGAUGGAGAUCUCGAACGUCAUAGAGAACAGUAUUCUAAAUCUAAAGGGCAGCCCGACCAUCGUCAUGGCCAGCUGGCUGCAGCUCUCCGACAAGGUCGGCUUGCUGCACGGUAUGUGCGUAAACAUGACCGACACAGCGAUCGCGCCGCACGCGAGAUUUCAGUUCCGGGACUUGCUCACCCGACUCGAGCUGCAGGCGAGACAACUGCGGGCCGCCGGCACGCGCAACAUCACCGAGAACACGAGACUCUUGUGUGACGUGCAGAACACGAUAAAGGACGUGAUAAACACGGUGCAGAGAUAAAGGCUGCACCGUACCGAGUCGGCUGAAAAAUCAAAACGAGCACGUCUCUCCCUGCGAGUUUCCCCUGCGUUCCUCCUCCGCCCUUUUCCUGUGAUGUUCCCGAUCGCAGAAGUCACAUCAGUGUCUCGUCCUUCCUAUCACUCUCUCUAUCUCGUCGGAUACGCUUAUGGGCGUACAGUAUACAUAAAAUCUAUAUAUAAAUAUAUAUAUCUAAGUCACUAAGUAAGAUUUUAUCAAGGAAUGAAAUUUCUUUUGGAAUAAUAGCAAUUAAUCUACGAGUGAGUACGAGCGAAUUUAAUGUGAAUAAGUCCUUAAUUGAUAAUAUGAUUUUACGACUGCAUGAUUGUUAGGGGGAAUUAAUCCAAAGUUGCACGAGUUGCGCCGUAUACUUGCUUCUCGACACACGCAAUCACGCAAGGGACACCUACGUACGAGAUAUACAUCAUCAACUCUGACGGAAUCUCGUGCCUACAAGUUCGUAUAUAUUUACAUCUUACCGCCUGCAUACCAUCCGUGCGGAAGGUUUUUUUGGAAGAUCUUUAGAAAAUCGCUAUGAUCAGCGUGCAAUUCACCUGGGCCUGGCAAAAAUAACACGGCCUUAAAACGAGAAGGAAACGUAUACACCAUGAUGCAUGAAUUGAUUUUUUAUGUCGAGAUGUACACCGGUUUACAUAAUACGAAUAGUAAAUGUGAUGAUUAUAGUUACUGUGUAUGGAAUAAUCCGAUCACGCAAAUUCUCAGUAGUAUAUAAUUGACAUACGAGCGAGAGCAUAUUAAACGCGCGAAGCCGAAA
Molecule: messenger RNA, 5425 nt
Organism: Monomorium pharaonis (pharaoh ant)
Lineage: Eukaryota; Metazoa; Arthropoda; Insecta; Hymenoptera; Formicidae
Gene: Abl
Product: tyrosine-protein kinase Abl
Exons: 10
Coding region: 37-4632 (1531 amino acids)
Biological process (GO): protein phosphorylation
Molecular function (GO): protein binding; ATP binding; non-membrane spanning protein tyrosine kinase activity
Source: RefSeq, a predicted model, not a curated record